CAACCCAAGAAUUCGCGUGAAAUAAAUUUUAAAAAAAAACAUAGAACAAUGGCCGGGAAAACGACACAAAUCGCCGCCGGGAUACUCAUGGUCACGAUUCUUAUCCCACAUGUCAUCUCCGACGACACCAUUCAAAUACCCUCAGACAAGGCGCAAUUAAACGGGUGGUUCCAACAAAAUGUGGGGCCAUUUGCUUCGCGAAAAGCCGUGCUGGACCCCGCCCUCGUGGCGGCGGAGGGCCGCGCGAAGACGAUCAGGGUGAAGAAAGACGGCUCCGGGGACUUCAGGACGGUGAUGGACGCCGUCAGGAGCAUUCCCCGCCGGAAUGCUGACCGGGUUAUUGUCUGGAUUGGUGGCGGGAACUACACGGAGAAAAUCAAGAUUGAGAGGACGAAGCCGUUUGUCACGUUCUACGGUGCGCCCAACGAUGCGCCGACGCUGGUGUUUGGCGGCACGGCGGCGCAAUACGGGACCGUGGAUAGCGCUACGUUGAUCGUGGAAUCGGAUUAUUUUUCUGCUGUCAAUUUGGUCAUUGCGAAUUCGGCAUCGAGGCCGGACGGGAAGAGGAAGGGAGCGCAGGCGGCCGCGUUGAGAAUCUCCGGCGAUAAGGCAGCGUUCUAUAAUAGCAGUCUCCACGGAUUUCAAGAUACCAUUUGUGAUGACAAGGGCAGGCAUUUCUUCAAGGAUUGCUACGUUGAAGGAACUAUUGACUUUAUCUUUGGUAGCGGGAAAUCUCUCUAUCUGAACACAGAAUUGCAUGUGAUACCCGGUGACGCGACGGCAAUGAUAACGGCGCAAGCACGGAAAAGCAACACGGAGGAUAACGGCUACUGUUUCGUGCACUGUAAGCUAACCGGCGCCGGACGGAAUGCGUUCUUGGGGAGAGCUUGGAUGCCUUAUGCCAAGGUGGUCUACGCCUACACCGACAUGAGCGACGUUGUUCACCCUCAAGGAUGGUCCAACAACUUCAACUCUGCCAAUGACAAGACGGUUUACGACGCAGAAUACAAGUGCACGGGUCCCGGGUCAAUUUUCACCGAACGGGUCGGGUUCGCCAAACAACUGGGUGAUGCAGAGGCCAGCCGUUUCAUAAACCUUGGCUAUCUAGAGGGUUCCAAGUGGCUUCUUCCUCCUCAUAGUGUUUAACUAAGCAAAAUUUUCACACAUAACCCCAGGCAAAAAUGAUGCCGCGGUGACAUUUUUAGAAUUACGGGUCACCAAUUGAUAGCGGUUGCUUCAAUUUUACGGAAACAACCGCAACGGCCUCAUCAUUCCGCAGCUAUGGGUAUCUUAUACACAUAUA
Messenger RNA from Rhododendron vialii, 1303 nucleotides. RefSeq names its product pectinesterase 1-like. The coding region runs from base 49 to 1146 and encodes 365 amino acids. NCBI's taxonomy places the organism in Eukaryota, Viridiplantae, Streptophyta, Magnoliopsida, Ericales, Ericaceae. The transcript is spliced from 4 exons. Gene Ontology annotation, molecular function: pectinesterase activity. Gene Ontology annotation, biological process: cell wall modification. The record is from RefSeq and is a predicted model, not a curated record.